AGAGCCCUGCUGCACAGGAGGCCCGGCCGCUCCACCCCACCAGCUGGCCCUCCAUGGAAGCCUUGGUCUAUGCAGUGAGCUGGGCCCCAGGACGCACCAGUCACCCCGACACACCACCCAAUAUCUACGAGGGGGGGCUGGGGGCCCAGCAGCAGCAGUGCCCCAGUGCCCAGGGAAGCAAGCCCAAGAACUUCCGGCUGCGCCACCUCCGGGGCCUGGCUCUCUACCUGCCGGGCCACCUGCGGCCUGCUGGCCAGUGUGAGAGCCACUGGCUGGGUCGGCUGCUGGCCGGGGGCUGCCUGCCACAGCCCGAGGGCCUGGUCUGGCCCCUAGAUUUAGCACAGGGGACUGUGGGCCGAGGUAACAGCCACCACUCAGCCCUUCUGGAAGCUCAACUGCCCAGGGACAGCCGGGGAAAUACAGCUUCCAGUUCCAGCAUGGACCCAGCCAAGGGUGCCCCCUCCCAGUCUGGUCCCCCUGAAGGCUUAGGGCUCAGGCCUAAGAGAUCCUGGGGGGCCCCAGAGGAGACCACAUGUCCCUUGUGCAAGAGAACCCGCUCUGGGGGCCUGGAGAGGCCGUAG
Molecule: messenger RNA, 581 nt
Organism: Bubalus bubalis (water buffalo)
Lineage: Eukaryota; Metazoa; Chordata; Mammalia; Artiodactyla; Bovidae
Gene: C24H16orf90
Product: chromosome 24 C16orf90 homolog
Exons: 3
Coding region: 54-581 (175 amino acids)
Source: RefSeq, a predicted model, not a curated record